Otolemur garnettii (small-eared galago) is the source of this 2034-nucleotide messenger RNA. RefSeq names its product potassium channel tetramerization domain containing 21 (gene KCTD21). Gene Ontology annotation, molecular function: cullin family protein binding; histone deacetylase binding. Lineage: Eukaryota; Metazoa; Chordata; Mammalia; Primates; Galagidae. The record is from RefSeq and is a predicted model, not a curated record. The coding region runs from base 78 to 860 and encodes 260 amino acids. The transcript is spliced from 2 exons. Gene Ontology annotation, biological process: protein homooligomerization; ubiquitin-dependent protein catabolic process.
CUGCGCCGGCCGCCCGCGGAGGGGAGGCUGCAGAGCGAGGGCAGGAGGAUUACUUCCCAGCACUCUGGCCUCCUGCCAUGUCUGACCCCAUCACACUGAACGUCGGGGGGAAGCUCUAUACUACCUCACUGGCAACCCUGACUAGCUUCCCCGAUUCCAUGCUAGGUGCCAUGUUCAGCGGGAAGAUGCCCACUAAGAGGGACAGCCAGGGCAACUGCUUCAUUGACCGUGAUGGCAAAGUGUUCCGCUACAUCCUCAACUUCCUGCGCACCUCCCACCUGGACCUACCCGAGGACUUCCAGGAGAUGGGCCUGCUCCGCAGGGAGGCUGACUUCUACCAGGUGCAACCCCUGAUCGAAGCCCUGCAGGAGAAGGAGGUAGAGCUGUCCAAGGCGGAGAAGAAUGCCAUGCUCAAUAUCACCCUGAACCAGCGUGUGCAGACGGUCCACUUCACUGUGCGGGAGGCGCCCCAGAUCUACAGCCUCUCGUCCUCCAGCAUGGAGGUCUUCAAUGCCAAUAUCUUCAGCACCUCUUGCCUCUUCCUCAAGCUCCUGGGCUCCAAGCUCUUCUACUGCUCCAACGGCAAUCUCUCCUCCAUCACCAGCCACUUGCAGGACCCAAACCACCUGACUCUGGACUGGGUGGCCAAUGUGGAGGGCCUUCCAGAGGAGGAGUACACCAAGCAGAACCUCAAGAGGCUGUGGGUGGUCCCUGCCAACAAGCAGAUCAAUAGCUUCCAGGUCUUCGUGGAGGAGGUGUUGAAAAUUGCUCUGAGCGAUGGCUUCUGCAUUGAUUCUUCUCACCCGCAUGCUCUAGAUUUUAUGAACAAUAAGAUUAUUCGAUUAAUACGGUAUAGGUAAAAGGAGCUAAGCAACAUCGGAGAGGGGAAGUCCCAAGAAGCAUAUGUCAGCCAAGGUCGUGGAGAGUAUCUCGCCAGCAGCAUGAGGCAGGACACUAUACUAAUCUUUACUACUUGCAUAGCAGGACUGAUUCCCCCAUGACAAAGUCCACAUUUUGGAAUCCACAUGUCCUCUGAGCAGAACCACCUUGUUUCUUGCCAUUUUGAGCUGGAGAUGGGCAGUUUAUUGUGACAAGAGAAGAGUAAGCUGAUGUGUACUAAAGGAGGCUACAGGAGGACUUUCUGGCCGGGACAGAGGAGCAGCAGUUUUCUUAUGGGCUCCAUUUCUCUCUGUACCACUAGCCAGUACCACAUUUAUCCCUUUGUGAAAAGGCUCCUGGAGAGGGGAUAGGAUGAGAACAAGAGGCUCCCUUUGGUUUCCCAAGACGUGAAGUGCCCAGUGGUCCCCAUCAUACCUGUUCUUCCCUCCUUUGAUUGCAUCCAGGACCUUGGACUUCCUUGCCCAGUGGCAACUGUGACUUGCUGGCUUGCAAUGCAGUGUGUUCUCACAGCCCUCUCAGUGUCUCUGCUGCAGGAGAGAGCUGAGCUGUGACAUAGUCCCGAGGAGGGGGCAUCCAGGAAGGGUUCAGAAGGCAGAGCUAUCCCUCUUGACAGGGCUGAAUCUAAGGAUUUCUGGCUUCAGAAAUGGGCUGCUGUCCCUGUGAAGAUGUGAAGGUUUCUGGAGCCAGUGUAACGAAAGGUGCUUCAGAAUCCAGCCUGUUGCCUGACUUUUGUAAUCCUUUUCCCAAAAAUUUGAGGUAUGAUUGAAACAGGUCAUUUUAAGCAAACAUAAUAUGGAUUCUCAGGGUUGGAAAAUAAUUCAACAUUUGCUUGGUCUCCCCCUACCCCAAGCAUAGCCCAGCACAUUUGGGGGUCAGCGCCUCUCCCUUAGUACCUCCAAGUGAUCACCUGUGCCUGUUUGCAUACCUGUGGUGAUAGGAAGCUCGCCAUCCCCAAGGCAGUUCCUGCCAUGGUUAGAUGGUGCUGUUAGAGAGUUCUUUCUAUUUAGCCAAAGUCUGUCCUGCCACUUCAUGUGCUGGAUCUUGGUUGCAGACCUUCCUUCUCAGCCAAAUGUGUAUCUUCACUUCCAAAAUAGUUAAUGCUAGCCAGGCACAGUGACUCAUUCCUGUAAUCCU